This is a messenger RNA of Hypanus sabinus (Atlantic stingray), 2842 nucleotides long. RefSeq names its product abl interactor 2. Gene Ontology annotation, molecular function: SH3 domain binding. The transcript is spliced from 10 exons. Gene Ontology annotation, cellular component: lamellipodium. NCBI's taxonomy places the organism in Eukaryota, Metazoa, Chordata, Chondrichthyes, Myliobatiformes, Dasyatidae. The record is from RefSeq and is a predicted model, not a curated record. The coding region runs from base 68 to 1522 and encodes 484 amino acids.
GCUUCCGUUUCCGGUCCCUCCUCUCGGGCUCAGGCUCCCGCAUCCAGUGUCGGAAGAUGUGGGGAAGAUGGCGGAGCUGCAGAUGUUGCUGGAGGAGGAGAUCCCCGCAGGCCGCCGAGCGCUGCUGGACAGUUACCACAACCUGGAUCGGGUGGCCGAGUACUGCGAGAGCAACUACAUCCAGGCAGCAGAUAAACAGCGAGCUCUGGAAGAAACCAAAGCCUACACAACCCAGUCCUUAGCAAGUGUGGCCUACCUGAUCAACACAUUGGCGAAUAAUGUGCUCCAGAUGCUGGACAUUCAGGCGUCCCAGCUCAGACGCAUGGAAUCAUCAAUCAACCAUAUUUCACAGACUGUGGACAUUCAUAAGGAAAAGGUUGCGAGAAGAGAGAUAGGUAUUUUGACAACCAACAAAAACACCUCCAGAACACACAAAAUUAUUGCUCCAUCCAACCCUGAGAGGCCUGUCAGGUAUAUCAGAAAACCCAUUGAUUACGCCAUCUUGGAUGACAUCGGACAUGGAGUAAAGGUUAGCACUCAAAACAUGAAGAUGGGUGGGCUUCCACGAAGCACCCCACCCACACAGAAACCCCCCAGUCCCCCAGUGUCGGGAAAAGGUACCUUAGGUCGACAUUCUCCUUAUCGGACACUGGAGCCCGUGCGCCCUCCGGUGGUGCCAAAUGACUAUGUACCGAGUCCAACUCGCAACAUGAGCUCCUCACAGCAACAAAGUCCAGUGCGGACAGCUUCUGUAAAUCAGAGAACAAGGACAUACAGUAGCAGUGGAAGCAGUGGAGGGAGCCACCCAAGCAGCCGCAGCAGCAGCAGAGAGAACAGUGGCAGUGGAAGUGUCGGGGUUCCCAUUGCGGUACCGACUCCUUCUCCACCCAGUGUGUAUCCAGGGCACACUCCCCAGUUCUACAGCAUGAAUCGACCAGUGCAACGGCAGAAUCCUACCACGAUUGGGGGUUCUCUGCCUGGCUACAGGCGUCCACCAUCCUUGGCCUCACAGGCCAGUCUACAAAAUCAAGUCAAUGGAGGUCCAUACUACUGUCAGAACCAGACAACUGAAUCAAGAGCGCCCCUCGCUCCACCGCCACCUUCUAUCCUGCAGGUUACACCGCAGCUGCCACUGAUGGGCUUCGUGGCCAGAGUACAAGACAAUAUUUCAGAUGGCUCCACCCCUCCUCCUCCUCCACCAACAGAUGAUGUAGUAUUUGAUGAAUCACCCCCACCUCCCCCACCACCAGAGGAUUAUGAGGAGGAAGAGACGGCAGUGGUAGAGUACAGUGACCCAUAUGCAGAGGAAGAUCCACCUUGGGCACCCAAAAAUUAUUUGGAGAAAGUUGUUGCUAUCUAUGACUAUUCAAAAGACAAAGAAGAUGAAUUGUCUUUCCAAGAAGGCGCUAUCAUAUAUGUGCUGAAGAAAAAUGACGAUGGCUGGUAUGAAGGAGUGAUGAACGGUGUGACUGGUCUGUUCCCUGGCAAUUAUGUGGAAUCCAUCAUGCACUAUGCAGAAUGAGGUGCUGAAGGCAGCUCCUCCACCCUCCCCUGGCAGCUGCCACCCUCCUGCUGGUGUACUGUCACAUUCUGUGGCUUCCUGUAAUGCUCGGACAUGCACAAGCUGAAAAUGAAGGAUUCAAGUAAACAAUACGCAAUAUACAUUUAUUGAACCAGGACGGAGCAAAGUGACAUUGUCUCUUGGGAAGCUCUGAUUCCAAUGUAAGAUCUGGUGACUUGUGAAAUGAGCUCUGUGCACGCGUGCAUACAACCACACGUACACACAUACAUAUAUACACACACACACACCCCUUGCACAAACACAUAUUUUCUCUCUCUCUCUCUCUCUCUCUCUCUCUCUCUCCCUCUCUCCCUCUCUCCCUCUCUCCCUCUCUCCCUCUCUCCCUCUCUCCCGCUCUCCCGCUCUCCCUCUCUCUCACUCUCACACGUGCGUAUUCUUGUGCUCUUUCUAUGGCUCUCACCCUCUCUCUCAACUCUUUGGCUUUCUCAAAUGUGCAAUGCAGGCAUUCCCGGUGUUAAAGGGUUGACCGAUACCACCAAUACUACAGGGCAAGUACCUUGCCAGGUCCAAACAAACUGCAUCUGUGGUGCUGCCAGAUUCUGAAUUAAGCUAUUUUCUAUCUCAUUUUUUAAAGAUUCUGAAAGUAGUUAUUCCUCAAGGCUCAAUAGGGGCAUCAGUUGGAAGUGGUUAUAUUAUAGUUCUAAUUUACACAGCAGCCUUAUAGGAUAUGAUGGCAGAUGGCUCAUAUAUGAGUGCUUUGUUCACCUGGAAGCAUGGGAACUAACACUUCCUUGAAGCCUGGCAAGUAUACUUUGUUGUCAUUUGUAACUGAGAAACAGCUGUACCUUCCAGGGGUUGUUCCCUUGUAAAUGGGAGGGGUUGGGGCAUGCCUGGAGAGAGCAUCGUGGGUAGGAUUACGUGAGUACAGAUUUGUCACUCUAUGAUAGUUGUUUAUGGUGUUUUUAAGGACUGUACAUCCCUAGAAAGCACUGAGGUAUUAUUGAUGGGAACAGAUUUAUUACUGCAUAAACUAUGGUACAUAAUUAAAUGUUCUACAAGUGUUUAAUGAUAGAAUACAAUACUAAUGUGUAUUGGGUUGCAUAGAAAUUUCUGGAGAAUGGGUUGGACUGCAAGCAUAACACAGUAUUAUAAACUAAGAAUAAUUUCUCCAGUUGUGUCAAGUAUGUCAAACAAGGUUAGAAGUAGCAAGACUAAUAUCCUUUUUGUGAUUUCUUCAACUUUUUCCUUAAUUUGUUGAACAAUAUUCUUGAUCCCAGUUGAUCACAGAUUAAAUAGAAUUUAUGGAGAUUUAUCAAUGAA